AUGAAACUGAUCGCAGCAAUAUUUUGUAUCAUAUUUCUAUUGUUCGGCAAUAAUUCUGAACACGUUUGUCGACUUCCUAAAUUGGAGGAACCGAGUUUUGGUGUUCACUCUGGUUCCAUAAAUAAACGCUAUUUUGGUCGGCAACAUUUGAAAAUUACCACAUAUUAUGACAGAACAGUCAUUAAUAGUGAUGCUGCUGCACAAAUCGUGGGAUGUUAUCAUCGUAAAUAUGCUGAAACUUGGCAGGAGUAUGAGGAUGGAGAAGGAAUAGCGCCAAACGAGUUGAUAAUACUUGUGAAGCAUAACAUUUCUCAUGAAUGCGACGUAAAUACAUUUGCAUGGGGUGGCUUUUGCAUCAGGGACCCGGAAUCACAGAGGCCCAUCAUAGGUAUAGUAAAUUAUUGUAAAACGGCGAAUGAACUUAUCAUGACAGAGAAAGAUGAAGUAGAAGCUACGACAAAACAUGAAAUAGCCCAUGUAUUAGGAUUCAUUAAAAAUUUAUUCAGUCGUUAUGAAGAUAUUAGUAAGAAGAUCGUUAUCACUAAAGAGUUUUACGAUGUCGACUUCUCUAUGGCCGAAGACUUCACAUGGGGAAAAGGACUGGGUUGUGACUUUGUGAUGAAAAGCUGUAAUGAAUUUAUUAGAUCACGGAAAAGCAGAGGACUAGAUAUCGCACCAUUCUGUGAAAAAGAUGGUGAAAUCAUGUGUUCACAAUCUUUGAGGGAAUAUGGAGUUUGUGGUAUCGAUACAUCGUUUUCGUUUACGGACAGAACAAAAUAUCCUGGUUUCGAUGAUAAUUGCAUGGUUGUCAGUGUAAGUUGGUAUAUUUUUGCAUAG
Messenger RNA from Schistosoma turkestanicum, 837 nucleotides. Lineage: Eukaryota; Metazoa; Platyhelminthes; Trematoda; Strigeidida; Schistosomatidae. The record is from the annotation of a GenBank genome assembly.